CUUUGUGAGGCGGCGGGAGCUGGCGGCAGGUUCCGUCCUGCCAGGGCUGGGCCAGGCCGUGUAGGCAAUGGUUCUCGCCAUGCUGGGGGCUCUGUACCCCAGGGCUGGACUCAGCCUCUUCCUCCUCUACCUCAUCCUGGCAGCUGCACUCCUCCGCCCCCAGCCCCUGAGGUCUCAGCGAUCUGUUCCUGAGGAAUUCUCAGCCUCCCUGGAACUCCCACAGCCACUCUCCGGACUGGUGGACGACUAUGGGGUCCGGCCCAAGCACCCGUGGCCACGAGGGCCCCGGCCCCUCCUCUCCCGGGCCCAGCAGCGCAAGCGCGAUGGGCCAGACAUGGCUGAGUAUUACUACGACGCACACCUGUGAUGCGAACCCCCCAUAAAACUGUUCUGUGCAGCAA
Microcebus murinus (gray mouse lemur) is the source of this 401-nucleotide messenger RNA. RefSeq names its product Frey regulator of sperm-oocyte fusion 1 (gene FREY1). The record is from RefSeq and is a predicted model, not a curated record. Lineage: Eukaryota; Metazoa; Chordata; Mammalia; Primates; Cheirogaleidae. Gene Ontology annotation, cellular component: endoplasmic reticulum membrane. Gene Ontology annotation, biological process: fusion of sperm to egg plasma membrane involved in single fertilization; sperm-egg recognition.